Messenger RNA from Elephantulus edwardii (Cape elephant shrew), 2454 nucleotides. Its product is annotated as zinc finger protein 420-like. Gene Ontology annotation, molecular function: DNA-binding transcription factor activity, RNA polymerase II-specific; RNA polymerase II cis-regulatory region sequence-specific DNA binding. The transcript is spliced from 7 exons. Gene Ontology annotation, biological process: regulation of DNA-templated transcription. Lineage: Eukaryota; Metazoa; Chordata; Mammalia; Macroscelidea; Macroscelididae. The record is from RefSeq and is a predicted model, not a curated record. The coding region runs from base 1 to 2454 and encodes 817 amino acids.
AUGGUGCCCAAGCGAUUCAGAAUACCUUGUGUGUUUCAGGCACCAUUUUUUCUUGACGACGUGGUCAUUUUCUUCAGCCAGGAAGAGUGGGAUUUGUUGAAUGAUGCUCAGAAGAAAUUCUACAGGGACGUGAUGAUGGAAAUCUUUGAGAACGUGGACUUUAUUGGUAAAAGCCUUGAAAUUAUUCAUGACGGAGAAGCAUUAUCCCCUGAAAGUACUCAGUUGACAUUCUUGAGGACUACCCAUCCCUGGCAUUCCAUGUUAGCAAAAAUGUUCAAAUUGUGUGGCAAAGAAGAUCAACAUAAUAUUGUAGAGGCCGAAUGGAGAAGAGUAACAACAGAAGAACUGUGCGAACGGAGUGAAGAAAAUCACCCUGACAAACUGUGCAUCAGAUUUCCAAAUUAUUCCUGCAACCGUGUAGAUGUGAACCUCUUGAGGGCCGACAUUGGUGAAAGCAGCUAUGCGUGUAAGAAAUGUGAGAAAGAUUUUUGUACUUUCUCCUCAUUUUGGAUACAUGUAGUAGAUGAACAUGAAACUACAGAAUAUGGUAAAAUCUAUAGGAAUCCUUUCUCUUUAGAUUUUCAAGAAACAUUUAGUGAUGUAAAUGAGCCUUCCAAUUGUACUGGAAAUGAGAAACACUUUGCUUCAUCUGACCCCCUUAUGAGUCCAUCAGACCUCACCAUCAAGAGAAAGUCGUACAGUGUAGAGAAGCCUUAUAAAUGUCCGGUAUGUGGAGAAUCUUUUCGUUAUUUCUCAUGGCUCAGGAGACAUGCAAGAACACACACAGAUGGGAAACCUUAUGAAUGUCACCAGUGUGGGCAUAGCUUUCUUCGGCUCGGCCAUUUAACUGCCCAUGCCAAAAUUCACUCAGCAGAGAAGCCUUUUGAAUGGAAGGAAGGUGAGAAAACCAUUUCUCAAUCAAAUCACCUCAUUAAGCAUACUCAGAUUCGCACAGGAGAGAUACCCUGUGAACGCAAGGAAGGUACGAAAGCAGCUUUAGAAUCCAGUCACCUCAAAAGACGUGGACGAGUUCAUGGAGGUCGACAGAAGAAAUGUUAUGAAUGCAAGGAAUGUAUGAAGAGUUUCCGUCACCUUGGUCAUUUUACUGUGCACACAAGAAUCCACACAGGAGAGAAGCCUUAUGAAUGUAAGGACUGUGGGAAAACAUUUUCCCAGUCAGGUCAGCUCACUAUACACAGAAGAACUCACACAGGAGAGAGACCUUACCAGUGUGAUCAGUGUGGGAAAACGUUUCCCUAUCCAUCUAGCCUUAGCCAUCAUAGAAGAAUUCACACAGGCGUGAAACCUUGUGAAUGUAAGGAAUGCGGGAAAACCUUUACCAGUUCAAGCAUACUCUCUAAACAUAGAAGAAUUCACACAGGAGAGAGACCGUACCAGUGUGACCAGUGUGGGAAAACGUUUCCCUAUCCAUCUAGCCUUACCCAUCAUAGAAGAAUUCACACAGGAGUGAAACCUUGUGAAUGUAAGGAAUGUGGGAAAACCUUUACCCGCUCAAGUAACCUCUCUACACAUAGAAGAAUUCACACAGGAGAGAGACCUUACAAAUGUCUGGAAUGUGGGAAAACAUUUUCCCGAUCAAGUCGGCUUACUUCACAUCAAAGAAUUCAUACAGGAGAGAAACCUUAUGAAUGUAAGGAAUGUGGAAAAACAUUUUUGCGUUCAGAUAACUUCACGGUACAUAGGAGAAUUCACACAGGAGAGAGACCUUAUGAAUGUAAGGAAUGUGGAAAAACAUUUUCGCGUUCAUAUGCCCUCACUGUACAUAGGAGAAUUCACACAAGUGAGAGACCUGAUGAAUGUAAGGGUUGUGGGAAAUCAUUUUCCCAGUCAACUCACCUCUGUCAACAUAGAAGAAUUCACAUGGGAGAGAGACCUUUUGAAUGUCUGGAAUAUGGGAAAACAUUUUCCCAGUCAGGUCAGCUCACUUCACAUCAAAGAAUUCAUACAGGAGUGAAAUCUUACGAAUGUAAGCAAUGUGAAAAACAUUUUUGCGAAUGUGGGACAACAUUUUUGCUUUCAAAUUACCUCAUUGUACCUAGAAGAAUUCACACAGGUGAGAGACCUUAUGAGUGUCAGGAAUGUGUGGAAACCUUUCUCGACACUAGCACAGUAAGAAAACACCAAAGAAUUCACACAGGAGAGAGACCUUACAAAUGUCAAGAAUUUUUUGUAAAAUAUCUGCAGGUCUUAGAGAUCAGAAGUGGAAGUAUAGCCGAGCCAGUGACCACUGGUUUCCCCUCCCAAGUCCGAGGUGGCGGCUCUCACCGUCCGAUCGUGUCCGGUGUGUCCCGGAGUCCCCGGGCCUUCCUCCCGGAGCAGCCGCAGCCGCUGCUUACCGACAUUCUUGCUUCACCGGCCUCUGUGCGCGUCCCCGGGGGUCGGGAGGUGUGUGUGCGCGGAGGACCAGGGUGGUGGUCAGUCCCCGGGAGGUGA